Arachis duranensis is the source of this 624-nucleotide messenger RNA. RefSeq lists its product as uncharacterized. Bases 1 to 624 code for a protein of 207 amino acids. The transcript is spliced from 3 exons. The record is from RefSeq and is a predicted model, not a curated record. NCBI's taxonomy places the organism in Eukaryota, Viridiplantae, Streptophyta, Magnoliopsida, Fabales, Fabaceae.
AUGUUAGCAUUAGCAGCGGCAAAGAAAUGGCAUUUGAAACAGCUGGACGUUAACACUGCCUUCCUUCAUGGAGAUUUGGACAAGAAAUCUCUAUAUGGGCUUAAGCAAGCAAGCAGGCAAUGGAACAUUAAACUCACUCAGACUCUUGUGGAUGCUGGUUAUAAGCAGUUUUUUGAUGAUCAUUCACUCUUCAUUAAGAAACAAUCUCAAAGCUUCACUGCCAUUCUAGUAUAUGUUGAUGACUUGGUUUUAACCGGGAAUGACAUUGGUGAAAUCAAUUCCAUCAAGCAAGAUUUGGAUGACAAAUUCAAAAUAAAGGAUCUUGGUGAUCUCAAAUACUUCUUGGGAAUGGAAGUAGCACGCUCUAACUCUGGCAGCGGAAGCCGACCUGCAAUUGGUCUCUUCUUCUCCUCUACUUUUAAUCUGCAUCUCACUGGAUUUGCCGAUGCUGACUGGGCUACCUGUGCCGAUACUCGUCGCUCUAUUUCUGGUUAUUGCUUCAUGCUUGGGAACUCGCUCAUUAGCUGGAAGAGUAAAAAGCAAACCACAGUUGCCAAGUCCUCUGCAGAAGCUGAAUAUAGGUCUCUGUUGCCACUUGUGAAGCUAGUUGGUUAUCUUUCUUAA